AUGUGGAGGUCCUGGGCUGGAUGUGGAGGUCCUGGGCUGGAUGUGGAGGUCCUGGGCUGGAUGUGGAGGUCCUGGGCUGGAUGUGGAGGUCCUGGACUGGAUUUGGAGGUCCUGGGCUGGAUGUGGGGGUCCUGGGCUGGAUGUGGAGGUCCUGGGCUGGAUGUGGAGGUCCUGGACUGGAUGUGGAGGUCCUGGACUGGAUGUGGAGGUCCUGGGCUGGAUGUGGAGGUCCUGGGCUGGAUGUGGAGCUCCUGCUUCUGA
This is a messenger RNA of Knipowitschia caucasica, 261 nucleotides long. NCBI's taxonomy places the organism in Eukaryota, Metazoa, Chordata, Actinopteri, Gobiiformes, Gobiidae. The record is from the annotation of a GenBank genome assembly.